GAGCUUUCGAAUCUGAUGUUGGUUAUAUUUUGGCGCCCUUCGCGCAGCCUCACUUCUACCAAACAAGUAAUGCGCUUUUAUGCACAACGUAAACACUAAAGGUCAAAAUCGGAAGUCAUUCGCGCUCCUAAGUAAGCGAAUGUAAAUAAUGCAUUUAAGCCAAGUUCAAUGAGCCAAGUGAAUAAAUGAAUUAAGCGAGAGAACCGGUUGUUUUUGCUUGUAUUGCUUUCUUUCCGAUUCUGGCUGCUAUCAGAAAAGCCCAAAACUCGUGUCACAAGUGUCAUGAAGCAUCUGAACAGAUAAUACGGCUCGGGAAUUGAACAACAGCGUUUGUUUUUAAAAUUAAUAAGUCGAAUGUGGCACGUGCGCAAAAGCGACACUAUUAAAAAAGUAUAUGUGCUCGAAUCACCAUUGUUUUUUUUAUUUUUUAUUUCAAACAAAAAGUUCAAUUGAAUUGCAAAGCAGAAAAAUAUAUGUAUUUCUGAUCUAUGGCAUAUUGAGUCGGUUUUCUCAGUGUGUCCGUUGGCUUUCGUUUCAAUUUAAUUGGCACUUGGAAGUUGCCCGGCUGGUUUCUGCUUUCCGAUCUGGGAUCUCCAAUCGUUGUGCUGUCUCCACUGUAGUCCGCAUCUGGCGCUGAUCAAGAAAGGAGGAUGAGCAGUUCCAAUUCCAUACACACCACCCGUGUGUAUCUGCACCUUCUGGUGUGGCUGCCACUCCUGGCAGUCCAGGCCACACCAGCCUUAAGUCCGCAGUCGCUGCGCGGCAUCAUCUUUCCCAAGGAAACCUUCGAUGAGUGCCAACUGGACGACCUGGCGAGGACGAAGGGCACCUGUCGGCGCAUGGAGGACUGUCCCAGUGCCCUGAACGGAUGGCUGAAGCGACGCGAAUCGCCCAAGACCUGCUACUUUGUGAGGUUCGACCACUUCGUGUGCUGCGCUCCGGCUGCAUCUGCAAUUGUCACCCGAUCCAGCCAGCAGGCCUGUAACGAUCUGAACAAUGUGGCAGAGAUCAAGGAGAGCGACAAGGUCUUCGAGGUCUCGGUGGUGGGCGGCAUGCCCGCGCGUCCGAGGGAGUUCCCCUUCAUGGCAGCACUUGGCUGGCGCUCCAACUUCGAUCAGCGGAUAUACUAUCGAUGCGGCGGCGCCCUGAUCGCCAACAACUUUGUACUGACGGCAGCCCACUGUGCCGACUUGGGCGGUGAGCCACCCAAUCAGGUUCGCCUCGGUGGCGAUAAUCUCACCAUGGCCAUGGGCGAGGAUAUUCCCAUCCGGCGCGUGAUCAUCCAUCCGGAUUACAGUGCCAGCACGGCCUACAACGAUAUUGCGCUCCUGGAGCUGGAGACGGCGGCCAAGCCGGGACUGAAGCCCAUCUGCAUUUGGACGCAAAAGGAGUUAGCCAACACGCUGGUUACGGCUAUUGGAUAUGGGCAGACCAGCUUCGCAGGUCUAUCCUCCGCCCAGCUGCUGAAAGUGCCGCUGCUGAGCGUGAGCAACGAGGAGUGCCAGCCCCACUAUCAGAAGGCUCAGCUGGCCGAAGGCGUGCUGGGCACGCAGAUGUGUGCCGGCGACAUAACCGGCGAGCGGGACACCUGCCAGGGCGACUCCGGUGGACCCCUGCUCAUGCGGGACGGGCAACUGAGCUAUGUGGUGGGCAUCACUUCACUGGGCCAAGGAUGCGCCAGUGGACCGCCAUCGGUGUACACCAGGGUAUCCAGCUUCGUCGACUGGAUCGAGAGCAUUGUGUGGCCGGCGCAGCAGGUGACGAGCGCAUCAAAGCCCAUUCAGAGGACCAGUUCCAGUCCCGAAUUCGAUCUGAGGGCGACGGUCAGUGGUUUGUCUGAGAACUCUUAAAAUAUACAGGAAUAGAUGUUCAAAAUGAUCAGAUGUCCAGCAAUCCAACUGGUUAUUAUAAGAAAUAAUUCGAAAAAAAAUGUUUGAAGGCAGAAUUACAUAUAUUCUAUGUAAAUACAAUUUCAAGAUGCAUGGGA
This is a messenger RNA of Drosophila erecta, 1987 nucleotides long. It is a transcript of the gene spirit, whose product is annotated as serine protease snake. Gene Ontology annotation, biological process: proteolysis. The transcript is spliced from 5 exons. Lineage: Eukaryota; Metazoa; Arthropoda; Insecta; Diptera; Drosophilidae. Gene Ontology annotation, molecular function: serine-type endopeptidase activity. The record is from RefSeq and is a predicted model, not a curated record. Bases 651 to 1850 code for a protein of 399 amino acids.